Aspergillus aculeatus ATCC 16872 is the source of this 2382-nucleotide messenger RNA. RefSeq names its product small oligopeptide transporter, OPT family (gene optF). The record is from RefSeq and is a predicted model, not a curated record. Gene Ontology annotation, biological process: transmembrane transport. Bases 256 to 2298 code for a protein of 680 amino acids. The transcript has 5 exons. Gene Ontology annotation, molecular function: oligopeptide transmembrane transporter activity. NCBI's taxonomy places the organism in Eukaryota, Fungi, Ascomycota, Eurotiomycetes, Eurotiales, Aspergillaceae.
CACAGACCUUCCGACCCCCGAUCUGACAUAUAUCGUUCACUCUCCAAUCAGAGGAUCGCCCUUGCAUGUAACUGACCGUCCUCUGCCUCGUAGGAACAACCCCCGUUAGACUCGUUAAGUGAUAGCCCCAGCGUGCUGAGUGACUACCAUGCCGAAGAAAUCCUCCCCUAUGAAGCGGGUGAUUCGCCUUUCCCAGAGGUCCGCGCGGUCGUCCGGCCGGUCGACGACCAGAUUCUCCCGGUCAACACGGUGCGCAUGUGGGUGAUUGGUGUUGUCUUUACCAUAGUAGGAAGCGGUCUAAACCAAUUCUUUAGCUUGCGACAGCCGAGCGUAACCAUCAGUGCAUUAGUCGCACAGCUGCUGGCCUAUCCGAUCGGAUGCGCUUGGGCACAGUGGGUGCCGCUGGGCUGGAUGAAUCCGGACCGCCAUUUCAACAUCAAGGAGCAUGCCCUGAUCACGAUCAUGGCCAAUGUUUCCUUCGGAUCAGCGGCAGCCACUCAGAUGAUCGAGGCGAUGGUCAAAUUCUACGGUAUGCCUUCACAGGGGGGAUUCGAAAUCUUGCUGGUGAUCACAAGUCAACUGUUCGGAUUUGGCCUGGCCGGCAUGGCCUCACGCUGGCUAGUGGGCCCGGCAACCAUGAUCUGGCCGCAGGUGCUAUCAAAUGCAGCCCUACUUUCGACACUACAUUCGCGCAAAAAUCUCGUUGCCGACGGGUGGAUCAUCAGCCGACUCCGCUUCUUCCUGAUUGUUUUUGUUUUGGGGGCCAUCUGGUACUUUGCUCCGGGCUACCUCUUCUCCGCCCUCAGCACCUUCAGCUUCAUCUGUUGGAUUGUGCCCGACAAUGUAGUCGUGAACCAGCUAUUUGGUCAGGUGACGGGACUGGGAAUGUCCCUGUUGACCUUCGACUGGGCCCAGGUCGUUUAUGCGAACCAAAGCCCACUCUUGGUGCCCUUCUGGGCGGGUCUCAAUGUCAUGGGCUCGUUCGUCUUGUUUUAUUGGGUGAUCUGUCCGGUUAUCUACUACACCAACACCUGGUACUCGGCUUAUCUGCCCAUCCUCAACUCGAAUACCUUUGACAACACCGGCAAGACCUACAACACCACCCGUGUAAUGAACCCGGAUGGGUCCUUCAAUGUAGACGCUUACCGGGAUUACUCCCCCAUGUUUCUGCCUGCCGGGUACGCUUUGACGUAUGGCAUUGCGUUUGCUAACCUCACCGGGAUCUUCUUCCAUGUGGCAUUGUACCAUGGAAAGGAUCUGAUUGAACAGUGGAAAGGGCGUGAUCAAAAGGAUGUCCAUUCUCGGAUCAUGGAGACCUACAAGGGUGUUCCUUGGUGGUGGUUCGCUGCCGUCACCGUCCUUAUGUUUGUGCUGAGCAUUGUGACCAACGAGGUCUGGCGGACUGGUUUGCCGGCAUGGGCCGUGCUGGUGGCGUUUCUUCUCCCCAUCAUUUACUUUAUUCCUGUGGGAAUCAUCAAGGCCGUAACCAAUAUCUCCAGCAACCAGCUCAAUCUAAUCACCGAGUUUAUCGGCGGGUAUGCGUUCCUCGGCCGUCCGGUCGCAAACAUGACGUUCAAAUUCUACGGCUAUGUAGCCGUGUCGCAGGGGUUAGAGUUUGUGGCGGAUAUGAAAUUGGCUCAUUAUCUCCACAUUGCGCCCCGGACGCUCUUCAUUGCACAGGGGAUGGCCACGCUCAUCGGAGCCGUGGUGCAGUGCGGUGUGACGGUGUUCAUGAUCACACGGAUCCACAGUGUGUGUACACCUAAAGCCGCAGGGGGGUUUAGUUGUCCUCAUGGGGCGGUCACCUACUCCUCCUCCUUGAUCUGGGGAGCCCUGGGACCCGAACGGAACUUUUCCCCAGGCCACAUCUACGGCAACCUGCUAUGGUUCUUCCUGGUCGGUCCGGUGGUAGUGGUUCUCACGUGGCUGUUGGGCCGGCGGUGGAAGAAAUUCAAUUACCUCUCCUGGCCGGUAGCCUUCGGCGCCAUGAGCCUGGUUCCUCCCGCGACUGGCAUCAAUUUUUCAUCUUGGUGGGUGGUCAAUGUCAUUUUCAAUGGAAUUUUGAAGCGACGGAAACCGGCCUGGUGGUCUAAGUAUAACUACGUGCUGUCCGCUGCCCUCGAUGCCGGAGUCGCCGUUGCGACGGUCACCAUUUUCUUCUGCAUCACCCUGCCGGCGGGCAAACUGAACUGGUGGGGGAAUUCGGUGUAUGAUCAAACCACGGAUGCUCAUGGCACCCCUUAUCUACCCUUGCCUGCAGCAGGUUACUUUGGGCCUGCCAGAGGGACUUGGGAAUGAUACCGAAUGGGUUUCUUCUUGGAUGUGUUGUGUACUUAAGUUAGUCAGUGUGUGUAUGUACAUAGAUAGACGGAUCGAAUCGAC